UUAAAAAUCUGCAAUCUGUGGUUCAGUAGAGACCACACUGGCGCCCUAAGAACAGUGUGGGAAAUAUUGUAUAUUUCGCCUGAGAUACUUUGUAUUUCAGAACAGUUUACAGCCGGUUACUUGUACUUCUUUAUUACAUUUAAUUCUGUCUGCAUAGAUAGGUACCUCAAAAGCACUUAAUAUUGUUUACCAAAGAAAUGGUGAUGGAGAAGCCAAGUCCCCUGCUUGUAGGGCGGGAGUUUGUGAGGCAGUAUUACACACUCUUGAACAAGGCACCUGAUUUUCUGCACAGGUUUUAUGGGAGGAACUCUUCAUAUGUUCAUGGAGGAAUAGACCCAAGUGGGAAGUUGGCAGAAGCUGUGUAUGGGCAAGCGGAAAUCCACAAGAAGGUCAUGUCAUUGCAGUUCAGUGAAUGCCACACAAAGAUCAGGCACGUCGACGCUCAUGCCACACUGAGUGAUGGAGUUGUGGUGCAGGUCCUUGGAGAACUGUCUAACAAUGGCCAGCCAAUGAGGAAAUUUAUGCAAACAUUCGUGCUUGCUCCAGAGGGUUCAGUGGCAAACAAGUUCUACGUCCACAACGACAUCUUCUGUUAUGAGGACGAAGUCUUUGGAGACUCUGAGGCGGAGCUGGAUGAAGAAUCAGAGGAGGAAGUUGAGGAGGAGCAGGAGGAGAGGCAGCCGUCCCCCGAGCCUCUUCAGGAAAGUCCCAACAGCACCACCUACUAUGAAACUCACCCUGUUGCUAAUGGUGUAGAGGAGCCCAUGGAGGAGCCAGCCCCAGAACCGGAACCGGAACCUGAGCAGGAGCCAAAAGUUGAGGAGGGUAAACCUGAGGUAGAAGAAAAAGUUACGGAAGAAAUGGAGGAGAAGGCACCUUCACCUGCGCCUGUAGAGUCUCCACCAAACACCCAGGAGCCUGCCAAGCCUUUCUCCUGGGCUUUGGUGACCAGUAAAAACCUGCCUCCUUCUGGCACAGUCACCUCCUCUGGAAUCUCUCCACAUGUUGUUAAAGCUACAAGCUCACAGCAACGGGUUGAGGCCAAGCAGGAGACCCAAGCAGCACCUCCCCGCUCCAGAGAUCAGCGGACCCGUGAUAGACCGACCUUUAUGCAGCGAGGUCCCAGACCUGACGGGGUUCCAUCUGCAGAGUCACAAACGGGGAAACCACACUUAAAUUUUGUCAACAAAGGUGGAAGAGAUGUUGAAUCUGGUGACAUGGAUGGCAGACGGAUUGUUCGGUACCCUGACAGCCACCAGCUUUUUGUUGGCAACCUACCACAUGACAUCGACGAGGCUGAGCUCAAAGAGUUCUUCAUGACGUACGGCAAUGUUGUGGAGCUGCGAAUUAACACCAAGGGGGUCGGUGGAAAGUUGCCCAAUUUUGGAUUUGUGGUCUUCGAUGACUCUGAUCCUGUGCAGAGAAUCCUGGGGGCCAAGGUAGAAGGGCCCAUCAUGUUCCGAGGCGAAGUGCGUCUGAAUGUAGAGGAGAAGAAGACGAGAGCGGUGCGUGAACGAGAGACCCGAGGCGGAGAUGACCGUCGGGACAUGAGACGCAGCGAUCGGGGCCCCGGAGGUUCAAGAGGCAUCAUCGGACCAGGAAUGAUGCGUGAACGCGAUGGGAGGGGACCGCCACCUCGAGGUGGCAUGGCUCCCAAACCUGGCAUGGGUCCCGGAAGAGGUUCUGGUGGGCAAGGAGAGAGCCGCUUUACAGCUCAGCGUCGCUGAAAAGAGCACCACCUGUAGUGUGGAAGUAGUAUCGUGUUCUUCAUCUUCAGCCGUUCUCAUUAAUGAAAAGAAAUCGUCAUGUAUAAAGUAUAUAUUUGGUGGUGUAUUUUUUUUUUUUUUGGCUUUUUUUUCCCUUCUUACUUUGGAAUGUGACACAGCCUGUCAACCAUUUGUUUGUGAAAUAGACAAAACAGGCAAACAGAAAAAUGUUCGCUUAUUAGUUGUGAGCUGAGCAUCCUUUCGGGUGUCUCAGGAGUUCAAACUUAAAUUUGUCAAUUUGUGAAUAAAGGCAACUCAAGCAGGACUAAUCUGCCACGUUUAGGAGGGACUGAUAAGACUUUAAUCUACAGCAGUACAGCCCAUCAGUUUCAGAGAGAUUAUAAACCUUGACUUAACUGAGGUGUUGAUUCAUAAAAUUCCUCAAUUGCACAUUUUAUAUCGUAGUUUUCUGCCCAUUAUUGUCAAGGAAGAGGGAGAUGCAGAAUUGGUUGCAGUUCCAGAAGAAAAGCUUGCCUUUCACCAUUUCCGGUUUGAGAAAGAGACCAAUGCUACAAAAUUGCAUAAUGCACUCAAUAUGCACUAAUGGGUACUUUCGUCUCAUUACGUUGGCGUCCUGCCUGGACCACAGCUGGAGAGGCUUGUGUUAAAGUGAUACAACAGGUCCGUUUCACAGCCUGGCUCCUGUGACCAAGGUACUUCUCACAUGUUUGACCCAAAACUACUCUGCAGUCACUGUUGGAUGGACAAGCUGACAAGCAAAUCUACAUAUUUUUUUUUGUCAUUUGUAAAUUAAAAGUUUGGCUCCUGGACUUGACCUUUUACCAAAUGAGUGGGAGACAAAAGGAUCAACAGAUCGAUGAUGGUGGUUCGCUGUUUAUAUUUUGAUUCCAGCUUUCUGUUUAUUUUUAAAAAAUGUUUCCUGACUGCGAAACUGGGAUGAGCGAAACCAUUCCUCCCUCUUCCCUCCCUUCCUCUCAUGAGUGCAGAGUAUCUGAAUAAAUGUACAGCAAAAAUCAGUUUACUGUAUGUUAUGCUUUUCUGUGUAUGUUUUAUUUUUUUCUCCACUCGAUAUAAAGAAAAAAAGCAUGAUGGUGCCUUCUAGUUCACCUCUUCAAGUCUUACUGAAAAGCGGUUCGGGGCUUACAGAGCUGCCUCUCUUUGAACUAUAUUCUGCUGGGAGCAGAUGGAAAUACAGUAUUCAUAAGAUUUAUGUUUUUCAGGUGCAGAUUUCACUCUUUCUGUACUGUUUGACUAUCUAAGCUGAUCUGCUGUGAGCUUUGUACAUGUUUAUUUGCUGUAAUUGUCUUCUCUGGGGUUUUGUAGAGACAACAGGUGCCUGCAGUUGGUUAAAUGGCUAAUAAAUGCAUCUAAGGAACUUUCACAAUGAAACAAAAGGUACAUUAAUGAUGGUGACGAUGAAAUGUUUAAUCCCUGGUUUAACAGAUCGUGGCUCUACAUGGGCAUGAUGUACUGUUCAACCUUUUUGUUUUUGCACCUCAUGGCAGCACUUUGGAUAAACCUUGGACUCACACGUUUGUUUCCCAACAACAGUUUUGUACCUGCAGCCUUCAGUCAAGUAAAUAAUUGUGAACAUUUUUCUAUUGUCAAUGCAUUUGUAUUUUCAUAUGCUGAUCAUUCACUGUGCUCAUUUUAUUCAGUGUUUUGUUUUUUUCCUGCUUAAGGCCAAAUUGGUUGGCGCUGUGCUCGUUUGAACCCUUUUUUUUUUUUUUUUAAUCAUUCGGUAAGGAGGGAAGACUUUGGUUUCAGUCAGAAAGGACGACAUGAGCGUUUAAUUUGUCUUUGUGAUUAUUUUGUCUUGCACUGAAAUGGAAAGUUAAAUGAUGUAGCAUUUUUUUUUUCUUGACAAAAAUACUUUGGUCUUCCUGGUCUGGUGGUGUUGCACUAACUCCAAGGUUCCUGGGACAAUCUGUCGUUCUGAACAAAGGACUUUCACAAGAAUUUACCCAACUUUGAAAAAUGUGGAAAUCCAAAAUGUUUGCUCUCUUUGUUUUGAGGUGGACUGCUUGGUUCUCUCCUGUAGGCGACUCCAUUAUUUGUCUACUAAUUGCGAACCGUGGACCUUUUACAGCUGUCAUUAUUACAGCAUCGGUCCAUGAGGGGAGAGGGGGAAGAAGAGCCAUCAUGCUUUCAGAACAGUACAUCUUAGUAAAGGAAAUGUUGUCAAAGUGUAGAAAUGAACGGUCUGAUUGGUUUUGAAGACCACUCCGCGUUCUGAUACUGUUCAGGAUCCUCAGAAAGAAGGAAUCUAAAUGAAUUUCCCCCCUGAUCAAUAUAAACCGUUCCAGUCUUUUCUGAGUGAAAAUAGAAAUCCCUGGCUGGUUUUAGCAGGUGUGGUGAACAGCUGGCUGCCAUCAUAGUUUCGCUGUGUUUACCCUUUAACUUUAUUCUAGUGCGAAAUCUUGCAGGUGGAGAAUUCUUUCAUUUUUAGAUUUUAGUUUAGGUUUCUUUUCCCGCUUUUGCAAUCCUGAAUGUGUUGGAUUUAAAUACAAUAAACUACUGAUAACA
Girardinichthys multiradiatus is the source of this 4253-nucleotide messenger RNA. RefSeq names its product G3BP stress granule assembly factor 2a (gene g3bp2a). Gene Ontology annotation, cellular component: cytosol; ribonucleoprotein complex. The transcript is spliced from 13 exons. Lineage: Eukaryota; Metazoa; Chordata; Actinopteri; Cyprinodontiformes; Goodeidae. Bases 198 to 1727 code for a protein of 509 amino acids. Gene Ontology annotation, molecular function: mRNA binding. The record is from RefSeq and is a predicted model, not a curated record.